AGCGGCGGCGGGACGCGAACUUGAGACCCCCGGGAGCGCCCCCCUCCACUACCACCGGCACCGCCGAGCCGGGGGGGGCGGAGCUACACGAUAAGCCCCGCCCCACCGCCCCGCCCGCAGCCAAUAGCGGAGCUCCCCACCCGUCCCGUCCCGCGGCGGGCCGCGCCCAGCCCAGCCGAGCGGAGCCGAGCGCGGCCGGACCGGACCGAGCGGAGGCGAACGGCGGCGGAGCGGGGCCGAGCGGUGCCGGGUCGGUUCGGGUCAGAUCGGAGCGGCUCGGCCCGGGGCGGGGGGGCCCGGCUGCCCCCGCUCCGCCCCGCCGCGGCGCCUUUGUCCCGCCCGGGCUGCUGCGCUCGGGCUGGGGGCGCGGGCGGUGCUGUGCGCCGGGCUGGGGGCUGCAGGAGCGGGAGGAUGACGGCGGGGGGGUGCUGCACCCCCUGCCCCGCCGGCUUCGGCACCACUGAGCCCUGUGGCCGCGCUGACACCCACUGCCAGCCCUGCACCCACAGUGAGAACCUGGAGGGCGCAGACAUGGAGCCAGUGACAGGGGACCCCCGUGUCACCCCCACCUUGGUGCCACCGCCACCCGAGGCCGGCGGCAAGGACAUCAUCCCUGUCUACUGCUCCCUCCUGGCUGCCGUGGUGGUGGGACUCCUCGCCUACGUGGCCUUCAAGUGCUGGCACACGUGUAGGCAGAAGCAGCAGCUGGCCAAGGCACGGGCAGGGGAUGUGGGGACAGUGCCUGAGGGCGAGAAGCUACAGGGUGACAGCGGGGUCUUCCUCGACACCCCCAGCCUUCAGGAGCCCCCCCAGCACGCGCCCCCGGCCGCCCCCGCGCAGGGCCCGGUGCCGCCGCAGCGGCGGGAGGAGCUGGAGCGGCUGCUGGAGCGGGGCGGGCCCGGGGGCGACUGGCGCGGCCUGGCCGCUCGCCUGGGCUUCGGGCCCGACGCCAUCGGCGCCUUCGCCCGCAGCCGGGCGCCCGCCCGCGCCCUGCUCAGCGCCUGGGCCGGGGCCGAGGGCGCCACGCCGGAGGCCUUGUGCCAGGCCCUUGCCGCCAUCGGCCGCCACGACGCUGCGCGGCGCUUGGUGGCACCCGGGGACGCCACCUCUGCCCUGUGACCGCCACGGCCCCCUGGGGGGCUCGCUGCCCGCGCCCCACUGCAUCGUGCCUCUGUAAAGCGAGGGUGUGCUGGGGGGCAUUAAACGUGUCAUCAUGUGUCA
Falco peregrinus (peregrine falcon) is the source of this 1221-nucleotide messenger RNA. Its product is annotated as death domain-containing membrane protein NRADD-like. The record is from RefSeq and is a predicted model, not a curated record. Gene Ontology annotation, molecular function: nerve growth factor binding; death receptor activity; coreceptor activity. Gene Ontology annotation, biological process: Rho protein signal transduction. Gene Ontology annotation, cellular component: plasma membrane; cell surface. Lineage: Eukaryota; Metazoa; Chordata; Aves; Falconiformes; Falconidae.